This is a messenger RNA of Ostreobium quekettii, 2307 nucleotides long. The record is from the annotation of a GenBank genome assembly. Lineage: Eukaryota; Viridiplantae; Chlorophyta; Ulvophyceae; Bryopsidales; Ostreobiaceae.
CCCACUGCAGAAGAGCGGUUGACCCGCUCCAUGGGAGACUUCCUUGGGGUGCGUCAUGAAGAGGUCAGCUCGUUGAGCGCCCACGGGCCACCGGAACAUGUGCAGGAUUUUUCAAACCUCGACCUCAAAGGCGACCAUUCAAACAGGCCGCUGUGGGUUUGCCCCGAUGGCCGCAUCUUCCUGGAGACGUUCUCGCCCGUGUACAAGCAGGCCUACGACUUCCUGAUUGCGAUCGCAGAGCCGCAGUCUCGCCCUGAGAUCAUCCAUGAGUACCUCUUGACGCCCCACUCCCUCUAUGCUGCUGUCUCCGUCGGCCUCGAGACUGAGACAGUCAUCACUGUGCUGGGAAGGCUGUCCAAAGUGCAGCUGUCGAACGAAAUAAAGCAGUUCAUCAGGGCAUCCACUGAGAACUAUGGCAAGGUGAAACUCGUCUUGCAGCACAAUAGGUUUUAUGUGGAGAGCUCCAACCCUGACAUACUGGAGCGACUGCUAAAGGAUGGCGUCAUCAGAAAAUCAUAUGUCACGCCAACUGCGGCAGACCCUUCCCGGCCAAAACUGCUGAAAGGCAAAGCUUACCGGGACAAGGCCGGUGCUGAAUUGGCAAAGGUGGACGCGAUGGAGGUGGACGAAGGUGAUGAAGCCGGGGACCAGGGUGGGGACACUGGCAGCCCAGAAGAACAGCAAUCUGAUGUCUAUUCUUUCGAGAUCGAAGCAUCUCAGGUGGAACAUGUGAAGCGCAGGUGCCUACCUGACGGCCUCAACUACCCCAUGUUGGAGGAGUACGACUUUCGAAACGACAAGAAGAAUCCUGAGAUGUGUGUUGAGCUCAAACCCCAUGUGAUGCACAGGCCCUACCAGGAAAAGAGUCUGAACAAGAUGUUUGGCAAUGGGCGAGCGAGGUCGGGCAUCAUCGUCUUGCCAUGUGGGGCAGGCAAGAGCUUGACUGGCAUAUCGGCGGCUGUUCGAAUCCGCAAGAGCUGCCUGGUGCUGUGCACCUCGGCAGUGUCCGUUGACCAGUGGAAGGGCCAAUUCAAGCUGUGGACCUCUUUGCAGGACGAUCAAAUAUCUCGGUUCACAAACGACCAGAAGGAGAUGUUCACAAGUGCAGCCGGGGUAGCGAUAACAACGUACACGAUGGUUGCAUUCAGUGGACGCCGAAACGAGGAAUCAGCCAAAGUCAUGGACGACAUCAGGAACAGGGAGUGGGGUCUCUUGCUGCUGGACGAGGUGCACGUUGUUCCGGCUGAGAUGUUCCGAAAGGUCAUUGGGAUAAUCAAGGCGCACUGCAAGCUGGGUCUCACGGCCACACUCGUCCGUGAGGAUGACCGCAUCAGGGACCUCAAUUUCCUCAUCGGCCCAAAACUGUACGAGGCCAAUUGGCUGGAUCUCACAAAGGAGGGGCACAUUGCGAAUGUGCAGUGUGCAGAAGUCUGGUGCCCGAUGACCAAGGAAUUCUUCAGGGAAUACUUGAGGAAGGAAAAUUCGCCUCGUCGGCAGCUCUUGUACGUGAUGAACCCCACCAAGUUUCGAAUGUGCCAGUUCCUGAUCGACUACCACGAGCGAGUGAGGGGUGACAAGGUGAUCGUGUUCUCGGACAACAUCUUCGCGCUGAAGAGCUAUGCCAUAAAGCUCGGGAAGUUCUACAUCUACGGCGCGACGUCGCACAGCGAGCGGACAAAGAUCCUGCAGGCCUUCAAGAACAGCCCGAACGUCAACACGGUGUUCUUGUCAAAGGUGGGCGACAACUCGCUGGACAUUCCCGAGGCCAACGUCCUCAUCCAGAUCUCCUCCCAUGCGGGCUCCCGGAGGCAGGAGGCCCAGAGGCUGGGCCGGAUCCUGCGCCCCAAGAGGGCUAAGCCGGGCUCUGUGGCCCAGGACGAGUACAACGCCUUCUUCUACACCCUGGUGUCCAAGGACACGGAGGAGGUGUACUUUUCCACCAAGCGGCAGCAGUUCCUGAUCGACCAGGGGUACAGCUUUAAGGUGAUCACCAACCUCCUGGACGCCCAGGGCCCUGACGACACAUCCCUUCACUUCGGCACCAAGGAGGAGCAGCUGGACCUUCUGGCCAGUGUCUUGUCCGCGGGCCAGGAGGAAGCUGCCGUGGAGCGGAUCCAUGACUCAGAUGAGUUGGCCCAAUCCAACGGCUUCACCCCCGUGGCCAGGAGGGCGGUGGGGGACAUGUCAGCGCUGACGGGCGCCCAGGGCCGCGUGUACAUGGAGUACAGCACGGCGGGCAAGAGGCGGGCUGGGGCGCACAAGAAGAGCGACAGGGUGAAGAAGGUGCAGAGGAUGAUAGGGAUAUGA